Molecule: messenger RNA, 2645 nt
Organism: Hordeum vulgare subsp. vulgare (domesticated barley)
Lineage: Eukaryota; Viridiplantae; Streptophyta; Magnoliopsida; Poales; Poaceae
Product: cyclin-dependent kinase F-4-like
Exons: 17
Coding region: 908-2356 (482 amino acids)
Biological process (GO): protein phosphorylation; intracellular signal transduction
Cellular component (GO): cytoplasm; nucleus
Molecular function (GO): ATP binding; protein serine/threonine kinase activity
Source: RefSeq, a predicted model, not a curated record
GCCGAGCCAGACCGAGAGAGAAGAGAGAGGAAGAGGAAAAAAUCAAUCCACCGAGCAGAGGAGAGAGGAGCAGGCCCCCCCUCCGCCGCGCUGCCGCGGUGUUGACCCCUCCCCCCACGCUGGAUCCCUCCACGGCGGCGGGCGCGUCCUUCGGCGGCGGCGGCGCGUUGUUAUGCCGAGAGGCGCCCAGGUUUCAACACCAUUCGCCUCUGGGUUUCUAGCAUUCUCAGAAAGGAUAUGGAGCGCACCCUCUAUGCAAGUUCCCCUGUAUCCCACGUCUCGCUGCUUGAGCAAGUUCUUGGCUGGAGAUUUUGUCUUUACGGAGACUUCCUUGUCAUCUCCUUCGUCAAUUGCACCUGAAGAACAUACCUGGCUCAGUGACUACAGUGCCUGGUCCCAUGCUACUGGACAUUAGGGCCGACUAGUGAUUGCGGUGCACAUCUAUUCGAGCAUGGUGCGUCUCUUCUCUGCCAACAUUUUCGUAAUUUUUGCCGUGGCACUGGUCAGCCAGCAAAAGUUACCAUCAGAACUUCUUUGGACACUUGGGAUCUAACCCGUAGAUCCUCCCUGUCGGUUACAAGCUCUAGCAGGUUCUGGUUCUCUUUGCUUCUGUCAGCUCUCUUCUCCCCUAUCACUGCGAGUUUUCAGUUUGUCCGGCUUGAUCUUUGGUGUGUAUAGUGUGCACUGUUCUUCAUCAGGCUUCACUUCUGAUGGCGUGACGCGAGGGCAAAGGUGUUCAAGUUUAUUUGUCACAAAGUAUGGGUAUUGCCUACAGACGUUUGAAAAAAGCCUGCAGUGACUUUGGUGACCUACUCUCCAAAGACAUUCCGGCAAUACGCGUAUGAGUCUUGUUUGUGUUUAUAGGACUGUUCAAAAAUAAGGACAGCGUUGCAUUCUAGCUAAUAAAAUGGAGAGGUAUAACAUUAUUACGGAAGUGGGUGACGGUACGUUUGGUAGUGUUUGGCGUGCAAUCAAUAAAGAAAGUGGCGAAGUGGUUGCAAUCAAGAAAAUGAAGAAAAAAUAUUUUUCUUGGGAGGAGUGCAUCAAUCUCCGUGAAGUGAAGUCCCUCCGAAGGAUGAACCAUCCAAACAUUGUGAAGCUCAAGGAGGUCAUAAGAGAGAAUGACAUGCUAUUCUUUGUUUUUGAAUACAUGGAAUGCAAUCUCUAUCAGCUGAUGAAGAGCAAGGGCAAGCCCUUUUCGGAGACUGAAAUCCGGAACUGGUGCUUUCAAGUAUUUCAAGCUCUUAGUCACAUGCAUCAACGUGGAUACUUUCACCGUGACCUUAAGCCUGAAAAUUUGCUGGUUACAAAGGAGCUCAUCAAGGUAGCUGAUUUUGGGCUUGCUAGGGAGAUUAUUUCUGAACCACCAUACACAGAAUAUGUGUCAACUCGCUGGUAUCGUGCCCCAGAGGUUCUGCUUCAAUCUUCUGUUUACAGCUCAGCAGUUGACAUGUGGGCUAUGGGCGCCAUUAUUGCAGAGCUUUUUUCACACCGACCUCUUUUCCCUGGCUCAAGUGAAGCGGAUGAGAUUUACAAAAUCUGUAACAUUCUUGGCACUCCAAAUCAGCAUACUUGGGCUGGAGGGCUGCAGCUGGCAGCAUCUAUCCAUUUUCAGUUUCCUCAGUCUGGAAGCAUAAAUCUUUCAGAAGUGGUUCCCACAGCAAGUGAAGAUGCGCUGAACCUUAUUUCGUGGCUUUGCUCAUGGGACCCACGUAAAAGGCCAACCGCAGUGGAGGUUUUGCAGCAUCCCUUCUUUCAGCCAUGCUUCUAUGUCCCCCCUUCACUUCGUUACAGAUCGACAGGAUAUGCAACACCACCGCCAUCAGUCGGGGCUAAAGGAGCUAUGGACCAGAAGAAUGCUAGGAGAUACCCUGUGGGGACUUUAUCCAAUGGGAGGCCGGCAGUUAAUAACUCCUACCUUAGCACCAACGCCCCAGCAAGAGCAGCUGGCGUGCAAAGGAAGCUAGAGUUGGAUCAUCAGGUGAAACCAGAGGGCAACCAUAAGCUGACGACGAAGGAGAACGCAAUGAACCAGCCUUGGUCCAGACUACCUCCAGCACCAGUGAGGAACAACAUGAACUACCUUGCCGCCAAAGAGCAGAUCCCUCGUGGUGGCGCGCCAGACAUAGCCGAGAAGCUGUCCCAGCUGUCGAUGUCCACCACCACCCGGGCGCCGAUCAUGCCUUCCGACAGGUUUGUGGACCUGAAGGCCACUACCAGAGCUCACGGGGAGCCCGUGAGGCGGCCCGUGCCUCUGGGACCCAGGGACACGUGGCAUGCCCGAAACGACCCCUUCCGGCGCACCUAUGAGAUGCCGGGCGAGAGGGCUCUCCUCCAGAGGAAGCUCGUCAGCUGAGGACCAUCCCACCGACGCCCGCCCUUCCGCCAUCCAUCUGCCUCUUCGCAUCAUCGACACCACCACCACCACCACCCCGACCACAAUAAUCCGGCGGUCUCCUUCCUGGCGGUCGCUACCAAGUUUGUGUCUCUCUUUCAUCGUUUGUGUUGUGAUUGAAAAUAAAAUCCAGUCUCCCCCGUUCCUCGGGUCGCAUUGCAGCGGGGAGAGUGAAGAGCACUGCCGUGUUUCCUUUGGGCUUUCGAGUGUGAGAAACUUGGACGAUGAUAUAUAUGCUUUGUGUUAUUUG